AUGUCAACUUCGUCCGCUCAUCCUAAGACUAGCCGGCCAUUAGGACCUCAGACUAUAGUUUCGCCAUUACCGAAGCCUGUGAUCAUUGGCCUAUACGGAGUACCAGGAUGUGGAAAGUCGUUCUUACUCGAACAGCUAAAAUUUGAACUCAACGCAGAAAUUUUUAAAUUUUACGAGGGUUCCGAGGUAAUCGGUUCUCUUGUUCCAGGAGGCCUUAGCGCUUUUAAGAAAUUGGAAGAGUCCGAAAAAGACCAUCAUCGUAAGCUUGCUAUCGACCACAUUGCACAGAGCUGCUCCAUGACAGGACGUGUCGGAAUUGUUGCCGGGCACUUCAUGUUCUGGGAAGAGGAUGAAGAGACCGGACGUACAGUGUGUACAUCGAAUGAUUUGGACGUGUACACACACAUCAUCUACUUGAAUAUUAACCCCGACCUUAUUUCAAGAAAUCGGUUAGACGACACUAAGAGGGUUCGCCCAUCGGUUUCCGUCGAACACUUACGCAAAUGGCAAGAAGCCGAGAAGAUUCAACUGCGUCAACUCUGCUACGAUAAUGACAUCUUAUUUUCAUCAAUGUCCCCGAGGGCGUGGGUACCUUUUUUUCUCUCCCGGAUCUUGACGUUGAUACGAUACUUCCAGUGCCAUACAACAAGUUUGAACCUUUCCCGCGCCAUAGAAAAGCUAGACAAUAUCCUUGCGAGUGACGCACGUCAACUACAUACAAUGCUAGUACUGGACGCUGACAAAACACUGGCUGCGGAUGAUACUGGAAAGCUGUUUUGGGGAAAGAGUUUAGAAUAUGAGCAAAAUGUUGCAGACGAUGAACCACUGAAGACGAUAUUCAGCAGCAGGUUGGGGUAUUCCUAUUCCGCUUUUCGGCAAGCUGUCCUACUAUACGAAGAGAACUUUUCUGAUGAUAUGUUUGACCUUCUCUGUGAGGAGGUAGCAGCAUCGGUAACUCUUCAGCCGGAAUUCAUAUCACUUUUGCGGAGGGUGAAGGAAGAUGAUCACGUUGGCGCUGUAGUCGUUACUUGUGGUCUACGACAUAUAUGGGAUAAGAUCCUCUUAAAAGCAGGUCUAUCAAGAACAGUAAAGGUUAUUGGUGGAGGACAUAUCUCGGAUGGCUUCUUCGUUACCCCAGAAGUCAAGGCCUCCCUAGUUCUUCACCUCCGAUCAACCUAUGGACUCCAUACUUGGGCCUUUGGGGAUAGUCCUCUAGAUUUGGCGAUGCUCAAUCAAGCGAAUAAAGCUGUUGUUAUUGUCGGCGAAGAGAAAUCGAGAAGCAAAUCCAUGGAUGCAGCUUUACUAAAGGCUAUUGAUGACGGCCUUGAAGUUUAUCAAGCUCUGUUGCCCGGAAAUGUUCCACCACGACUAGAUACCAAAAAACUCCCCCUGGUAGACUUUCACGACCCAAAGUUUAUCGAUUCCCUCUUCGCCGGCCCCUUGAAUAAUAAUACCGGCAAGCUAUCCCUAAUACACGCUACAGAGAAGCGAUCUGCCAAACUAUUAAUGACACCUAUGCGCAAUGCAACGGUUGCUAGUCACGACCUCAGAGAAGCUCAUCAAAACGCUGGGUGGUACUUGGCAAUUGAAUUCCUAUCGGAACUUGUCGGUGUCGAAGAGUAUCCCAUAGAUCAUGUCCAGGGCAAUAAGACAAGCGGCCACCGACUUUGCCACGAGGAAGAUACCCUAAUCAUCCCACUGAUGCGUGGCGGUGAGGCCAUGGCUUUUGGUGUCAGUCGAGCCAUCCCCCUCGCCCGGUUUGUUCAUGCAAACCGCCCAGACGAUAUCAAGGUCGAGCAUCUUCACAAUAUCCGCAACGUAGUCUUAGUUGACUCGGUCAUCAAUAACGGCGGCACGAUAGUAGAAUUUACACAACACGUGCGAAAACUAAGCGGUGAAGUCCGUGUUGUAGUAAUCACUGGGGUUGUUCAGAAGAAGUCGAUCUCUCCGGGUGGUCAAGUAUCAGAGUAUGCUCUCGAAGCAGGGCUAGAACUCAUAGCCCUGCGUGUCUCGGACAACAAGUAUACCGGAAGCGGUGGUACUGAUACAGGCAAUCGUCUCUUCAACACGACGCAUCUUUCGAAAUAG
Molecule: messenger RNA, 2088 nt
Organism: Daldinia childiae
Lineage: Eukaryota; Fungi; Ascomycota; Sordariomycetes; Xylariales; Hypoxylaceae
Product: PRTase-like protein
Exons: 1
Coding region: 1-2088 (695 amino acids)
Biological process (GO): dephosphorylation; L-serine biosynthetic process
Cellular component (GO): cytoplasm
Molecular function (GO): magnesium ion binding
Source: RefSeq, a predicted model, not a curated record